AUGGACGAGGAAAUUGUCAUGACACCAAGCAAAAAAGGAAAAACGACCAGCAUACGCAUAGAGAAAAAGAAAAAGUAUCAGGUGGACAGUGAGCAGAUAGCUCACAAAGCUGGAGGUCAGCACACUGGCCUGGUCAUCAACAAGCAGGCUGCUGAUCUUCCAGACAGUUCUAUGGCACCUCACCUACAACUUGAAUUCAAAUGCUUUCUUGUUGAUAGGAAAACUGGUAAAAUUAUUCCAGAAAGUCGUGUUUUGAAGUUUUGGUUUGGUGAAGAUACGGAUUACUUUGAUAAGGUCAGCGGUGCAUAUGAAUUCUUUAAAGAGCUCAUCAAGCCAGAAACAUUCCCCAGAGAUUACGUGGGCUUCAUCAAGAAGGUCAUGAAGCAGCUUCAGGUACCACAGUAUGACAAGAUGAAAAGAAUCGAUGUUGACAUAUCUCCACUUGACGAGUCUGAAGCCAACAAUCCUCAAGAUGAAGAAUCAGAAAUGGAAGCUAAAAAGCCAAAGGAGGUGAUAGUGCAGGAGCAGUUGUUAUUGACCCUGGAAUCUGCCUACCCCAAUAUUCUGCCCACCGAUGAUUUGGCCCAGCUGUUGAAUACAGACUCUCGGACGAUACAGGAUCAGCUGAGAAUCCUGACCAGCAAGAACCUCAUCAAGGAGUUGGAACCUGGAAAGUGGGUGAGGAAGGUACUGGAUGAGACUACCGAGGUUAAGAUAGUGAAGAACAUGCCUGUUGUGACUCAAGGUAGCAAGCCAACCGUUGCCAUCAUCACCUCCAAGUAUUACGAGAAGCUUGCAGUUGAUGCAAUGAUGGAGGACAAGACAACGUUUGUCAGAUAUAAGACGGAAGGUGAGUCCAAUGUCUACACGAUAGGUACGAUCGGACCCCACAGAGUUGUGUCCACCAAGUUGCCACAGAUUGGCAGGCAGAUGGCUGCUCAGAUCUCCUCUGGGAACACUACAACACGCCUUCUAGGCACAUUCGGUGAAGUGGAGCACGUUUUAUUGGUGGGCGUAUGUGGCGGCGUUCCACACUUCUCAGACUACUACAACCACGUUCGUCUCGGGGACAUCAUUGUUUCAAUGCCCAACAAAAAAGGACAGAUUUUUAAUUAUAAAAUGAACUUGGAGGAAAUUGUUCUCAGAGGGCAGGUGUACAUCUACUGCGACAAAGUGGUUCCAGAUUUGGAGAGGGGACAAGUGCAGUAUGCCUUGAAGAGCUGGGCGCCACAGGAUAAUAUACUCAGGAGCAUUGCCGAACAGCUUUAUGACAAAUCUCAGAGUGAUCCGACCUUUGAACCAUGGAGUGAAUACUUACGAGAAGGUCAAGCUCUCCUUCAAGGUCAACAAGUGACCUUUGAACGACCUCGUCCUGAAACUGAUCGUCUGUUCAUGAACAUCGGAGGAAGUGACAUGAUAGAAGUGGGCCACCCUGCUGUCCCUGAGGAGGUCAAGGGUAAACAGAAACAGGGUCAACCUGUUGUCAGACUUGGCUGCAUAGCAUCAGGCAAGCCGAUUGUGAAAGAUGACCAAGUGAGAAUGGAGUUCACAGCCAGGCACCAGUGCAUCGGCGUCGAUACUGAAUUCGAUCAGGUCCUGGAAUCAAUAGUGGGAAACAGAAAGGACAGUUUUAUCCUGGUCCGAGGAGUGUGCGACUACUACGAUGGUACCAAGAAUGUCGUCUGGCAACCUUAUUCUGCUCUCGUGGCUGCCUCCUUUAUGAAGACCAUCAUCGAAAUACCAGAGAAUAGAUUGUCUAGUAGUGCUAAAACGCCCUAG
Messenger RNA from Helobdella robusta, 1779 nucleotides. RefSeq lists its product as hypothetical. Gene Ontology annotation, biological process: nucleoside metabolic process. The transcript has 17 exons. NCBI's taxonomy places the organism in Eukaryota, Metazoa, Annelida, Clitellata, Rhynchobdellida, Glossiphoniidae. The record is from RefSeq and is a predicted model, not a curated record. The coding region runs from base 1 to 1779 and encodes 592 amino acids. Gene Ontology annotation, molecular function: catalytic activity.